Molecule: messenger RNA, 1440 nt
Organism: Habropoda laboriosa
Lineage: Eukaryota; Metazoa; Arthropoda; Insecta; Hymenoptera; Apidae
Product: malonyl-CoA decarboxylase, mitochondrial-like
Exons: 10
Coding region: 1-1440 (479 amino acids)
Biological process (GO): acetyl-CoA biosynthetic process; malonyl-CoA catabolic process; positive regulation of fatty acid oxidation
Cellular component (GO): peroxisomal matrix; mitochondrial matrix
Molecular function (GO): malonyl-CoA decarboxylase activity
Source: RefSeq, a predicted model, not a curated record
AUGAUAUUUAAAACAAUUCAAUUGACACCUUUAGUUAUUUAUAGUGAAAAAUUUCUUUUGAAGUGUAGUAAAGCUCAAAAGAUUUCAAACUCCAUUCUUAGUCAAAAUUUACGUCAGGUAUCUACAUCUUGUGAAAAUAUUAGUUUUCUUGAAAAACAGUUAAAAGAAGUUUUUAAAUUUAAAAAUACUAAUGUUAGUAAUUGGAUUAUUGAGAACAAAGCACGUGCUUUAUGUUAUGGUUACCAGGAAAGUAAUAAAAAGGAUAAACAACAAAUUCUAUACAUAUUAGCAUCUAAAUAUGCCAUUCAACGUGGUGUUGUAUGCAAUGUAGCAGAAAAGUUAAUUUCUACAGAGUCAGACAAUAUAAGACGAAUAGUUUCUUGUGAACGAAAUUUGAAAAGUGUUUUAACUCCAGAUUAUCAGUGGCUGUUUAUUAUAAUUGGAAGACUUGAAAGUGGUGUAAAAUUUCUUGUUGAUUUAAGGACAGAUAUUUUAGAAUUAAUAUUAGACAGUACAGAAACAAAUGAAAGUAUUACAAUACAACAGUUAAAUAUUACCUUGCGGGAUUUGUUACUGCUCUGGUUUUCAGUAGGAUUUCUACAUUUAGAAAGAAUAACAUGGCAAACUGCAUGUGAUAUUUUGCAAAAGAUUUCAGAUUAUGAAGCAAUACAUCCCAUAAAAAAUUGGUUAGAUUUGAAACAAAGAGUUGGACCAUACAGGAGAUGUUAUAUUUUUACUCAUCCAUCUAUGCCAAGGGAACCUCUUGUUGUACUACAUACAGCAUUAUGUGAUAUUAUACCAAAUAGCGUAAAAGGUAUUGAGGAAGCAAAAAUUAGAAUUCUUGGUGGUCCAAGAAAAGAAGUAACAUUUUUAGAAGAAAACAAAUGUAAAAUAAAAGCUGCAAUAUUUUACUCAAUAACUUCUACACAAAAAGGAUUACAAAGUAUUGAACUUGGUAAUUAUCUAAUAAAAGAAGUGGCAAAAGAAGUGAUAUCUGAAUUUCCUAUGAUACACGAAUUGGCUACUUUAUCACCAAUACCUAAUUUUAGAACUUGGCUUUUAGAAAAAACAAAACAAGAAAUAAAUAAUAUUUUCACAAAUGAAGAAUCUAAAUCUAUACAAAACAUUUUAAAAGAAGAAAAUAUUGCAUUGGGUUUGAAGAAAAUUUUUAAUAAUUCAUUAUGGGUCCAUGAUAUUGUAUUAUGUGAAGUUUUAAAAAAACCAUUAGUUCGAGCAUGUGCUUGGUAUUUAUAUAAAGAAAAGAGACGAAAUUAUGCUUUAAACAGUGUCGCAAAUUUUCAUCUUCGCAAUGGAGCUGUUAUGUGGAGAAUAAAUUGGUUGGCUGAUCUUUCACCACGUGGUGUUGCAAAUAGUUGUGGAAUUAUGGUAAAUUACAGGUACCACCUCCUCCACUGCCAAAAACAGAGUGAAAAUUAUUGA